AUGGAGGAGCAUCUGAACCCCUUUGCCGUGACGCAUCUGCUUCAGCACACCUUGCGGAGCCUCUGCGUCCAGGAAGACUCCCAGUGGGUGUACGCCGUCUUCUGGAGGAUCCUCCCCAGGAACUACCCCCCACCCAAGUGAGCAAAAGAACCCUAGAUACCAAGACUCGCGUAGAUCUCCUUUUUUCUCUUGUUUCUCACUCGCUUGCUUUCCCCACUGUGGAUAGAUGGGAUCUUCAGGGAGAUGGUGCUCUGGAUAGAUCCAGGGGGAACAGGAGGAAUUGGUAGGAAUCUGACUCGCCGCUGAUCUCGAUUUUACUCCCGUGGAGAUGCUUGAUAUCGUGCGUGUUCGGUCAGGAUUCUGGCUUGGGAAGAUGGAUUCUGCAACUUUUCUGCAUCGACGGUGGACUGCGCAGGUUCGUCGGCCGGGGAGGGCAACGUCCACGGCCUGCAGCCCGAGCUCUUCUUCAAGAUGUCGCAUGAAAUCUACAAUUAUGGCGAGGGGUAUGUAGAAGCAAUUAGAUACAUCUUGGGCGUCGGCUAGAAUCUGAUAAUCUCUCUCUUCAUCUCCCCCUCUCUGUCUUACUCUCUCUUACUCUCUCUUCCUCUCUCUUCCUCUCUCUUCCUCUCUCUCUUCCUCUCUCUCUCUCUCUCUCUCUCUCUCUUUGUUUUCCUCGCUCUCUCUCUCCCUCUCUUUCUCAAUCUCUCUCUCAUCCAAUCUUCCCGUCAUUUUCUUCAUCUUUUUCUUCCUCUAAUUCAUCCUACUAUCACUGCUACUACUCUCUUCACCUUCUCGUAUUCUUCUACUUCCUCCUCCUCCCACUUCCUCCCACUCCCUCUUCCUCCUUUCCACCUCCUCUUCCUUACUCUUGUUCCUGUCCUUAGGCAUCUUUGCACUUCCUUCUGGUUGAAUGCUAAGGGAUUUGAUGAUCUUGGGCUUGGGCAGUUUUGUUGGGAAAGUUGCCGCAGAUCGCAGCCACAAGUGGGUUUUCAAUGACCCCCAAGAGCGAGAGAUUAGUUUGCUUUCUGCAUGGCACAAUCCAGUCGACUCGGUCAGCACGAUCUCCUUGUUUGACGGUCGUUUUCCUUCUGUCUCUCUCCUCUCUCUAACCUUCCCUCCUAUCUCCUCUUCCCCUUGGUUUUCUACGCUUCGUCUCAGCAUCCGAGGACUUGGGAGGCUCAGUUCCAGGCUGGCAUCAAGGUUUUCUCCCCAAAAACAUCUUUGCCUCCUUAUUUUAUAUCUCAGUUCCUCAUAUCUCUACUUAAACCAGUCUAAUCAUGCAGACCAUCGUCCUAAUUGCUGUCAGGGAGGGAGUCAUUCAACUUGGAGCUAUUAAUAAGGUCUCUCUCUCUCUCCCCCCCCCUCCUCCGACAUGGUGCAAGGUCAAUAAUUCAAGCUGGCGGAGCAUCAUAAAGAAUCCAUGCAUGCAUGGUUGCCCAUUAUCUAUGCCGGAAAUGGAAAUCGAAUCUGCUCGCGGCCAUUCUUCGUCCAUAAGAACAUCUGCAUGUCCUUGAUCUGACUUACGUAAUAGGCUGCUACUUCCCCCUUUACAGGUGAUGGAAGACCCGAGCUAUGUCCUCCUGCUCCGCAACCGAUUCAGCUACCUCGAGAGCAUCCCCGGUGUCCUCCUCCCCCACCCCUCCUCUGCCGCCGUCCCUUCCACAGGAGAUCUGUGCGAGACGCCGGAGAGCUGGGCGGCCUGCUACGAAGUCUCGUCGCCGGUGCCGCCAAUGCACCACCACAUUGCACAUCAUCAAGUGGGGAUAUCGCCGUCGAUGAGCAGCCUUGAAGCUCUGCUCUCCAAGCUCCCUUCUGUUAACCCUCCGCCGCCGGCGCCGCAGCUCCAGCCGCCGUGUCUCGGGGUGGCUUCUCUCCUAUCUCCGCCCCAAUGGCCAACUCCCAAGGAGGAGCUCGGGGACAACGAGUACGGGGGGAUUGCUGGUCCUGCUGCGAUGGGUGGUCAUGGGAUGCUCUCCUCCUUGUCUGGGUACUACGUGCAGGCCUCUCAGCCGGGCCAAGGCUAUUGA
Spirodela intermedia is the source of this 2027-nucleotide messenger RNA. Lineage: Eukaryota; Viridiplantae; Streptophyta; Magnoliopsida; Alismatales; Araceae. The record is from the annotation of a GenBank genome assembly.